AUGUAUGCAUUACUUUUAAUGCUUGGCAUAGCAACUGCAAAUGACGCAGGUAAUAAAAUUAAAAUAUUAUAUAAGUGAAAUCAAUAAGUUUAAAUGAGUUAGUAGAUAAUGCAAUUGAUGCUUAUGAUUAUAAAGUAUAUAGAUUAAAAAUACAUAAUCCAGAAAAAUUAUAAAAUCGUACUUUGAUAGUAUAAUUGUUACCAUAAAUUGGUAAUCCAAAAGUAGCGGUAGAAUGUGAUACGUAAUAAAAAUGAAUAUAGAAAAUUAGAUAACCAAAAUUAUUAGAUUAUUAUGAAUGGUAAACAGAAUCUUGGUUUAUGUAAUAACUUGCAAUAUCAUAUUAAGAAAGAUAAGCAUUAAAUUGUACAGAUAAUGAUUUCUAUAUUGGUGUUUCAAGUGAAGUUGUUUCUGGUUAUUAAUUGAUUGCUUAUGUUUUAGAUGGAAUAUAAUAAUUGGAAUACAAUAUUCCAUUAAGGUAAAUAGAUAAAUUUAAUGAUAGUGGUGAAUUGAUAGAAAAUGAGAUAAUUUAAUUUAAAUUGAAGCCAAUCUAAGAAGCAGAAUAAAUUACAUUUUAAAUUACAGCUAAUUAAGUAGAGAAGUUUUUGAAAAAAUGUACUAGUGAAGAUUGUUAAAUUACAAUAAGUGAUUUUGAAAGUAAUGAUACUGAUACAGCUAUUCACAUAACAUAAUCUUCAUUAUCAUUAAUACAUUAAAAUUGUUAAUAUUGUUAUUAUUUGAUUGGAUUAAAAAGUGAUAAUAAAACACAUUUUCGUAUAUUAGCUAAACGUAGAGAAUAGCAUAUUGUUUUAAGGGAAGGAGAAUAAGAAUAAUUUUAUGUUGAAGAAGGAUUUUUAAAUUAUUAUUUAUACAAUAUUCCUAAUGAUACUAAUAUAAAAAGUGUGAAAUUUUAAUUAACUCAAUAUAAUGGUUCAUGCAUAAUGUUUGGUAGUUUAUCUAAUUAAUACCCUGAUGAUAGUAAUCAUGAAAUGAAGAGUUCUUCAUAAUUGAAAGCAACCAAUAACAACUAAACUUUUUAUAUGAGUAUAUAUGGUUAUACACAUUGUUAAUAUGGAAUCUAUACACAAGUUGAAAGAUUUUAAACUAUCAAUCAGACUUAUUUCAUUCAAUUAUAAAGUGGAGUACCAUAAUAAUAUUUACCAGGUAAUCAAUAUAGCUUUUUUUAAAUCUAAUUAACUUAAAAAUAGAAUUUUAGUAUCACAUUAUAAAAUAUAGAGGGAAAUUAUAUAAUGUAUGUAAAGUCUAAUCUAAUAAAUAAAGAAAUACCAGAUAGUAAUAGUUAUUAAUGGAAAGAUUCUAAACAUAUCUAAAUUAAUAUUGAUGAUCCUAAUUAUGCAAAAUAAUAUUAUAUAGGAGUAUAAAAUCUAAAUGAUCAUGGAGAAUUUAUAAUUCAAUAUAUUUUGCAUGGAGAUAUUGAAUUUUAUUAAGUAGGAUAAUAAAUUAUAGGAACUGUUGCAAAAAAAAAGUUUAGAUAUUAUAAAUUACCAAUGCAAUCUAGAAAUCUCACGAUUAUUAAAGAUAUUUAUUCAGGAAAUGAUAUUGGUGAUUUAGAACUAUUUAUUUCGUUUGAUCAAAAAAAUACACAUCCUAAUAUCAAAAAUUUCAAUAUUUAUUUGAAUGGUAAAAAUAUAACUAUUCCUGAUUCUGAUUUGCAAUGUUAAUAGAAUUCUACAUAAAUCAAUGAAUAAAAUCUAUGUUAUAUUUACAUGUCUGUAUAUUCUUCAUCUGGUACUAUUUUUUAUACUAUAACAACUAAAUACAAUAAUAGUAGAAUAUAAUUACAUGAAGGAUAUCCUUAAACAAUGACUUUUGAAUAAGAAACCCUAUUCUAUUAUAUUCUCAAUCAAAAAGAGAUUUCUGUGUAAUGGUACUCAUAUGGGGGAAGUCAAGCAAAUGUUGAAGCUUAUUAUGGUAAUAAAGAUAAUCCAGAUUUGAAAUAUGAAAUAUUCAAUUCUCAUUCAUACUUUACUUAAUUUUAAAGUAUUACAAUACCAGAAUCUGAUAAAUAUUAAAUAUUGUAUAUUCAAGUCAAACCUAUUGAACCUCAUUUUUAAAAUGACACAUACACCAUAGGAAUUUAUGAAGAUGUUAAAUUAUUGACUCUUUCUGAUCCAAUCAUUGAUAAUAUUCAAAAAGGUUUAACUAAAUAUUAUAAACUAACUUUGACACAAGAUGUUAAAUUAAUUUAAGUUAACAUUCAUAUUAAAGGAGGUGGAGAUCUUGUUAUUCCUAGGAUCUCUAAAGGAAAAGACAAAAGACCUAAUUAAUUUGAAUUUGAUUUUUAUUGGACAGAGAUUUUAGGAUCAACAUAUAUUUUAGAAGAACAACUAGAUCGCUAUUUACCUAAAGAUGAUUAUAUUAUUGGUGUUUUUGGAUAAGCUGAUUGUGAAAUUUAAAUUAGUUACAAUCUUGAUGAUGCAAAAUUCUUUAAUGCUUUUCUUGGCUUUCCAUUUGAUAUAAUAUUUCCUGAAAAUAUACCACAUUAUUACAUUUUUAGGGAUAAUCCAAAUGAUGAAUAAUUUAGAAUUAUUGUAUUUGCAUUAUAAGGUAGAUUGUAAAUUAGAGCAAAAAAAUUAAAUGCUCAUCAUGAUUUUACAAAUAUUAACAGUAAUGAUAUUUUGCUUAUAAAUGAAAUUGUUGAUAAAUAGAAAUCAUUUUAAGUGAUUACUUGUGAUCAAGUAAGUUGUAUUUAUGUAAUUGAAAUUACUGCCAUCUUAGGAGGUAGUAAAGGUUUAAUUGAAUUUAGUAGUCAACUUUAUUAAACUACUUUAUAUGAUGAUCUUUAAUGGUAAGAAGUCUUGAAUGAAUCACAAACUUCUCAAUAUAGAUUUUAUUCUCGUGAUGAUAUUUAAGUAAAUAUCUAAAUAAUAAGUGGCGACAUCAAAUUGUAUUUAAAAGAAGGUUAAGAACUUAAACAUAAUGAUGAAGCUGAUCUAACUAAAAGAAUUUCAAAUGAUACUUCAAUAUUUUUCUAAAAAAAGAAUUCUUCAAAUUCUUUAAUUGUAAUUAAGGCUGAAUCUUUAGCAUCGAUUUCUAUUUUUAAAAUUAGUGCAUCUAGAUAAUAUAAAAAGUCUUACACAAUUCAUUUAGGUCAAAUGAUGACUUAUCAUAUAAAAACACAUGAAACAAUCUUUUUAUAAUAUUAAUCAAUCACUUAAACUACUGAUAAUCAAACUAAAUUUAUUAAUCUACAAAUUUAAAAUAUUCAUUAAUCUAUUGACAACUUAUACUUUGAUAUUAGUCAUAAUUCCAUUAAACCAAUUAAUUAUUAUAAUAAAUAUCCAAAAGCUAUAUCAUAUCAUUUAUAUGAUUCUUUUGGACUCUAUGAUAUUUCUAUCAAAGCCUUACAAAAUAAUAGUCUAAUAAGAAUUAUAAUUACUAAUGGAGAAUUGAAUGCUUUAAUCGAUAAUAUAUCAUAAUAUUAACUUACUAAAAUUGGAUAACCAAAUUAUUAUGAAGUUUUUUUACAAUAAAAAUCAAAACUUUUCUUAGAAGUUUUCACUUGUUCAGGAUAUAUAAUGGUUUAAGGAACAAAAAAUUAAACCAAUCUUGCUAAAUAAAUAUUUGAAAUUUAAAUGAUGAAUUCAUCCUAAGAACAUAUUUAAUCAAUCUUAUAUUUAGAAGCAGGUACAUAUUAUUUCUUAGUAAAAUUAAUAUCAAGUCAUACUUAAGAUGAAAACAAGAAUAAAAUUUCAUCUUAUUUUAUUAAAUAAUAAACUUUUGAUUAAGGUGAAAUAAUUCCAUAAACAUCAUUUGAAAUAAGUAAUAAAUCAAUAGAUUGGUAUAAAGUGGAGAAUAAUUUAAUCGUCCAUAUUCCAAAUCUAAUUUAAGUAAAAAAAGAUAUCACAUUAAUACGUAUUUACUUUAUAGUAAGAAUACAAUAAGCUAUAGGUGAAAAGAGUAUUGCAUGUAUGUUUGAAUCUAAUUAUGUCAAUAAUAAGACAAAUGUUUAUGGUAAAUAUACAUAAACAAUUGAUUAAAAUAUAUAGAGUAAUAUUACAACUGUCACAUUUAUAAUAAAAGAUCAAUAAACAAAGUAUUUAAGUGUAGUUGGAAAAGUAUAAUUUUAAAUAGAGAAUGAGAUUGAAGAACUCACAUAUCCGUUUCCAAUAAUUGAAAUGAAUUAUUCGAAUAAUUUAUAGGAAUCAACUCAAUAAUGGAUUUUGCUAGGUGUAUUUCUUACAAUCUUGCUCAUUGCAGGAUUUUUAAUUUACUUAAAUAUAAAAAAAUAAGUGCAUCAUUAAAACCAUAACCAACUCAAUAUUGAAAUGAAUUAUUAAACAUUUAAUAAUUGAU
Paramecium sonneborni is the source of this 4314-nucleotide messenger RNA. The record is from the annotation of a GenBank genome assembly. Lineage: Eukaryota; Ciliophora; Oligohymenophorea; Peniculida; Parameciidae.